Molecule: messenger RNA, 804 nt
Organism: Meloidogyne enterolobii
Lineage: Eukaryota; Metazoa; Nematoda; Chromadorea; Rhabditida; Meloidogynidae
Source: the annotation of a GenBank genome assembly
AUGGAUCUUGGUCAAGUAUUAAAAAAUGCACGUAAAACCAUGCCAUAUAUAACAACAAAUUCUCCUGUAUAUUUUACAACAACAACAACAAAUUGUGAUAAUAUAAAUAAUAUAAAUAGUAAUAGAAAUAUAAAUUCUCAACAACAACAACCAGAAACAUUUGAUAAUAUUAUUGUUGUUGAUGAACAAAGAAGAAGAAGAAGGAGAGAAAACAAUGAGAGAGUAGAAGAAGAAAAUUCUGAAAUAUCAGAACAAUUACCGGGGUCUCCAGCACCGUUGUAUAUAAAUCAUAUUAUGGAUGUGGCCCCUAUGACUGUUGCUGAUCAAACACCAAUGGAAACAGUAAUUGAUAUGUUUAGAAAAUUGGGAUUACGUGGAACUCUUGUAACAAAUAAUGGAAGGUUAUUGGGUAUAAUAACAAAAAAAGAUAUUUUGACGUUUAUGAAAGAAGGGGAACAUAAUUAAUUAUUAUUAUUAGAGGUUGGACUGAAAGGGCUUAAAAAUUCUUUUAAAUCUUAAAAUUUCUUAAAAAUCUUCACGAAGAUCUCGAUCAUGAUAAUCGAGAUUUUUUGACAGCUCUCGUCUCAGUCCAGUCUCUAUUUAUUAUUACUGAUGCCUGUUUGGGGGAUUUUUCUUUGUGAUUGCCAAAAAAGUUAUUGAUUAGGGCAUCACUAAUAAAAGUAAUAAUAAUAUUUUGAUCCUAUGAACAGUUUUUGAAGAUGCAUGUAAAAAAUGUGUGUUUGAAAAAGCAUUGAACGUAAAUGACAUUCUUUGACUUUUUUUCAAAAACUCCUCUUGGAUGUU